AUGCCGCAACAACAGGAACGAGUCUUGUCCGGGUGGGCAGCGGCGGCCACUGAUAACGCGGCUGGUGCACAGGAGCCGCGAGUGUUUUUGUUGAGCGGCAGUGGCUCCGCAGAUGCCUUUCAAUUCUCAUUCGAGACUCUUCGCAGCAAUGUCUUUCGAACCCGAUUUACAUCAAAUUCGCACCACCUGCCGCCGCAUCCCAGCGCGCGGCCCAUCAAGGCGGAGCUGGAUGAGAUCAAGCUGUCCGUCGCAUCGCCAUCCGAGACGACAAAGGAAAUUGAGAUUGGCGAUGUAGUCGUUAAACUGGACUGGACACAAUCAUCACCGCUUCUGUCUAUAGCAUAUACAGAGAGCAGAGGGAAGCCUAUUCAUCAGGACCUACCCUUUCGUGGAUAUGUCGUCGACGGGCUAGGUGUAGCUCACUAUACUCGCUAUAACCGUGGCACGCUUCAUGUUGGCUUGGGAGAGAAGGCCGCGCCAAUGGAUCUGUCUGGACGCAAAUUUGAAAUGUCGGCAACUGACAGCUUUGGAUACGACGUCUACCGUACCGACCCUCUGUACAAGAAUAUCCCACUACUCAUCAACGCGACGCCGAGUGGUUGCGUCGCUACCUUUUCAACCACCCACACCCGAGGACACUACUCUAUCGGCUCCGAAAUGGACGGCAUGUGGGGACGAUACAAGGUCUUUCGCCAAGACUACGGCGGACUGGAAGAGUACACUAUAGUCGGCAGGACUAUAAAGGACAUUGUGCGAACCUAUGCCGAGCUCGUUGGCUUUCCUCUCUUGGUUCCGCGAUGGGCAUUUGGCUACCUUUCCGGCGGCAUGAAGUACUCUAUGCUGGACGACCCGCCUGCGUCCGAGGCACUCUUGGAGCUUGCCCGCAAAAUGAAGCAGCACGACAUUCCCUGCUCUGCGUAUCAAAUGUCUUCCGGAUACACCGUGGCUGAGACGCCGCCCAAGACUCGCAACGUCUUUACGUGGAAUCGCCACCGCUUUGCAGAUCCUCAAGGUUGGAUCAGGGAGUAUCAUGAGCUCGGCAUGCGACUGAUUGCCAACGUGAAACCAUAUGUGCUGGGCAGUCAUCCAGAGUAUGAGACGCUCAAGGCUGCGAAUGCCUUCUUCACGGACCCCGACACUAAGCAGCCUGCUGUUGCGCGUCUCUGGAGUGCAGGUGGCGGCGAGAGCGGCGAGGGGGGACACAUUGACUUUACUUCCGAGGCCGGCUUCAAGUGGUGGUACAACGGCGUGAAGAAGCUCCGUGAAGAGGGCAUCGACUGCAUCUGGAACGACAACAACGAAUACGUGGUCACUGAUGACAAUUGGGAAUGUGCUCUUGACCUGCCAUCUCUGGAUAUUCCCAAGGAACUUCAGAGUCGACCGCAGAUUGGCGUUUGGGGCAGGAGCCUGCACACUGAGCUCCAUGGUCAGGCGUCGCACGACGCUCUCGUCGACGCUGACCCAGAGAGCCGGCCUUUUGUUCUGACGCGCAGCGCGACAGCGGGAACUAUGCGAUAUGCCUGCAGCUCUUGGAGCGGCGACAACACGACGAGCUGGGAGAGCAUGAAGGGAUCGACUGCUCUCGGCCUCAACGCGGGCGUUUCGCUGCUUCACUGCUACGGCCACGACAUUGGUGGCUUCGAGGGCCCUCAGCCUUCACCCGAGCUGCUGCUCCGUUGGGUGCAGCUGGGCGUUUACUCGCCGCGCUUUGCCAUAAACUGCUUCAAGACGACAUUGACUGAUAAUAAUGUGGGCGACGUGAUUGAGCCGUGGAUGCACCCGGCCAUUACGCACCUCGUUCGCAAGGCGAUUAAGCGCCGCUACGUACUGAUGCCGUAUAUUUACUCGUCCAUGAUUGAUAGCCACCGCAAGGCGACGCCGCCGCAGCGGUGGAUGGGAUGGGGAUAUGAGGGCGAUGCAGAGGUGUGGAAGAAGCCGCUGACUGACGGAGAGACGCAGUACUGGUUUGGCGACUCCAUUGUGGUAGGGGGUGUGUUUGAGCCAGGGGCGACACAAGUCGAGAUAUAUCUUCCGAGGAGCAGCGACACCGAUGAGGGCUAUGUGAAUAUGAAUCCGCCGUACCAGCAUCUCGAGGCUGGUCAGUGGGUUACCAUUGAUGCCGAGUGGCACGGCGCAGGCAUUGCCGUCAUUGCCAAGGUUGGCGCGGCGAUUCCGACGGGUCACGACGUGCAAGUGCUCUCUCCCGGCGAAAAGGAAAAUGUUGCCCAUCUGCCGCUUGAUGACUACCGGGCUGUUGAGAUUUUUCCACCACCGCCAUCAUCGCAAAAGGGUGGCGGCGGCAGCGACGACGGCAAGUGGUAUGAGACUACGUGGCACGAAGAUGAUGGCGUUUCGCCAGUGGCCAAGAAUAAAAUUUCGUCGUACACUUUUGCCUAUACAGCAACGAAUGAAACGGUUAGUGUGAGGUUUGAGAGGGAUGAGAGCUCGGGGUUUGUUGCGCCCUGGAAGAAGAUUGUUGUAGUGCUGCCGACGGGAGAUGAGCGAGAUGUGGAGAGGAGUGAUGAUGGUCAGGGGGGAGUGGCUGAUUUGGGUCGUGAUGAGCAGGGACGCAGAAGAUUUGAAUUGUCCUAG
Beauveria bassiana ARSEF 2860 is the source of this 2592-nucleotide messenger RNA. Its product is annotated as Glycoside hydrolase, family 31. Gene Ontology annotation, biological process: carbohydrate metabolic process. The record is from RefSeq and is a predicted model, not a curated record. The transcript has a single exon. Gene Ontology annotation, molecular function: carbohydrate binding; hydrolase activity, hydrolyzing O-glycosyl compounds. Bases 1 to 2592 code for a protein of 863 amino acids. Lineage: Eukaryota; Fungi; Ascomycota; Sordariomycetes; Hypocreales; Cordycipitaceae.